This is a messenger RNA of Anguilla rostrata (American eel), 690 nucleotides long. RefSeq names its product spexin hormone (gene spx). The coding region runs from base 197 to 559 and encodes 120 amino acids. The transcript has 6 exons. The record is from RefSeq and is a predicted model, not a curated record. NCBI's taxonomy places the organism in Eukaryota, Metazoa, Chordata, Actinopteri, Anguilliformes, Anguillidae. Gene Ontology annotation, molecular function: neuropeptide hormone activity.
CAAUCGUAUCCUGACCGAUCGACAUUGACAAUUCUCAAAGGAAAACAACGCAAGUCUUGUUCACAGGUUCUGACAGGAGUUCCCUCUAGACACCCCCACCUUUUCCAUUGUUUAUAAAGAGCGAGGAACAGUGCGUCACAGCCACAUACCCUCGCCGUUGCAUUAAACGCUGACGGACUUGAAGAUAUCCUUAAGAAUGAAAGGUUUGAGAACUUUUACGGCUUAUACCCUUGCUCUAUUAUUCUUGGCAACAUUCGUUUCUCAGUCCUGGAGUGUCCCGAAGGAUAGCUUUCAGCGAAGAAACUGGACUCCCCAGGCGAUGCUGUACUUGAAGGGCGCGCAGGGACGACGUUUUGUGUCUGAAGACAGAAAAGAAGGGAACAUGUAUGAUGCCAUUCAUUUAGAGACACGCAGUCAGAACACAGAACAACGCAGAGUGUCCCAGGCAGCAUCAGUGCUCCUCGACUUUCUCCAGCAGGCCAGAGAAGAAGCUGAUGAGAACCAGGAACAAGUCUACUUGCAAGAUCUGCCUGCUUGGAAAAGAGAAUACUUCAAAUAAUGCGUCGACUGAUUAAUCUUUAUAGUAUUGAAUGUAUUUCAUUUUUAUUUAAUUGUGUAAUGUAAUAAAACUGAAUUAUGUGGUGUAGCAUUGGAUGUUUUGAAUGUACUAUUAAAGCGCAUUUGCAUUCA